This is a messenger RNA of Equus quagga, 3543 nucleotides long. It is a transcript of the gene ZNF79, whose product is annotated as zinc finger protein 79. The coding region runs from base 2046 to 3473 and encodes 475 amino acids. Gene Ontology annotation, cellular component: nucleus. The transcript has 5 exons. Gene Ontology annotation, biological process: regulation of transcription by RNA polymerase II. Gene Ontology annotation, molecular function: RNA polymerase II cis-regulatory region sequence-specific DNA binding; DNA-binding transcription activator activity, RNA polymerase II-specific. The record is from RefSeq and is a predicted model, not a curated record. NCBI's taxonomy places the organism in Eukaryota, Metazoa, Chordata, Mammalia, Perissodactyla, Equidae.
CGUGUUUUCAUUUCUCUUGGGUAUGUUCCUGAGAGGUAUAUAUAAUAUAUAAGAAGAGAGGAGAUGCUCUGACAUAUGGUAACUCUGUUUAAUAUCUAAGUAUGUCAAAGAUAUGGCAGUGAAGAUAUGGCGUUUCUUCAAUGCCUAAUGUUGUUGAGCAUCUUUUCAUGUACUUCUUGACUAUUUAUAGAUCUUGCUUGAAGAAAUAGCUAUUCAAAUCCUUUGCCCAUUUUUAAAUUGAGUUGUCUUAUUGUUGAGUUAUAAGAAUUCUUUCUAUAUUCUGGAUACUAGACCCUUAGGAGAUCCAUGAUUUGCAGAGAUUUUUCUCCCAUUCUUUGGUUAUCUUUUAACUUUCUUGAUAGUGUCUUUGAAGCACAAAAUUUUUAAUUUUGGUAAAAUCCAAUUUAUUUUUUCUUUUGUUGCUUGUGCUUUUGGUGUCUUUUCUAAGAAACCAUUACCUAAUCAGAGGUCAUAAAGAUUUAUACUUAUAUUUUCUUCUAAGAGUUUUCACGUUUACAUUUAGGUCUUUUAUCUGUUUUGAGCUAAUUUUUAUAUGUGGUGUGAGGUAGGAAUUCCAACUUAAUUCUUUGGCAUGUGGAUAUCCAGUUGUCCCAACACUGCUUUUUGAAAAGACUAUUCUUUCCCCAUUUAAUUUCUUGGCACUUUUCUGAAAAUCAUUUAUCUAUAAAUGUAUGGAUUUAUUUCUGGACUCUUAGUUCUUUUCCAUUGGUCUAUACGUCUGUCCUUAUACCAGUACCACUCUGUUUUAAUUAGUGUUGCUUUGUAGAAAGUUUUGAUAUGGUGAAUGAGAGUCCUCCAACUUUUUUCUUCUUUUUCCAGAUUGUUUGGCUAUUCUGGGUCCCUUGCAUUUCCAUAUGAAUUUUAGGAUCAGCUUAUCAGUUUCUGUAAAAAUGCCAGCUGAGAUUUUGAUAGGGAUUGCAUUGACUCUGUAGGUUGAUUUGGUGAGUAUUGCCAUCCCAUGAUUAUUGCCUUCCAAUCCAUGAACAUGGGAUAUCUUUCCAUUUAUUUAGAUCUUUUAUAAUUUCUUUCAACAUUGUUUGGUAGUGUUCAAUGUACAUGUCUUGCACUUCCUUCUUUAAAUUUUUUCCUAGGUAUUGUAUUCUUUAAGUGCUCUUGUAAAUGGAAUUUUUUAAAUUUCACUUUUGGAUUAUUCAUUGCUAGUAGAUAGAAAUAUAGCUGGAGAAAUGUCUUGCCCAUUUAUGAUUAUGUUUCCUUUUAAUUUUAUAUCCAUCUUGUAUCCUGCAACCUUGCCGAACUAGUUUAGCUUUGAUAGUUUUUUGUGGAUUUCUUAUGAUUUUCUACAUACAAAAUCAUGUCAUCCACAAAUAGAGAUAGUUUUAUUUCUUCCUUUCCAAUCUGGAUGCCUUUCAUUUUUUUUUCCUUGCCUAAUUGCCCUGGCUAGAACCUCCAGUAUAAUACUGAAUAGAGGCGAGGGCAGCCAUCCUUGUGUUGUUCCUGAUCGUAGGGGGAAAGCAUCCUCCUCUCACUAUUAACUGUGAUGUUAGCUUUGGGUUUUCCGUACAUGCCUUUUAUCAAGUUGAGGAAGUUCCCUUCUAUUCCUAGCUUAUUGCGUGUGUUUUAUCCUGAAAAGGGGUCAGGUUUUGUAAAAUGGCCUUUUCAAUGUUUAUUGAGAUGAUCGUGUGGGGUUUUUCCCUUUAUAUUAACAUGGUGUUUUCUAUAGAUUAAUUUUUGUAUGUUGAACCAAUCUUGUGUUCUUAGGAUGAAUCCUGCUUGUUCAUUACCUCUUCUUUUAAUUAAGCAAAUGUCUUAAUUUUUCAGAGCCACUUUCUCCAAAGAACUAAGUAAUAGUGAUAUUUACGAACUGUAUACUCACAUGCUAGGCAUCAUGACAACUGCUUUAUCUGCAUUUUCCUUUAAUCUUCACAGCAACUUUACAAGGGAUUAUUAUCCCCAUUUACUGAUGAGAAAAAUGAGACUUAGAGAGGUUACGUGAUUUGCACGCUGCUGAGCCACCUUCUCUGGACCCUGCCCUUCCCCAAGAGGAAAGCACAGGAGAGGAAGGAAUGGUGGCUGGCCUCCUCACAGCUGGCCCCCACGGAUCCAUGCCCUUCGGCAGUGUGACUGAAGCUUGUACCCAGGAGGGGUGGAGGCACUCGGUCCCUGCUCCGCGGGACAGGUUCAAGGAAGGGAUACCAGAAAAGUCCAGAAACCUGGUCCUACUGGGACUUCCAGUAUCCCAGGCUGGCAUGAACUCUCAGUUGGAGCAAAGGGAAGGCUCGUGGGUGCUGGAGGGAGAAGGCCUAAGGAGUCCCUGUCCAGACCAGAAGAUUGUAUCUGAAUCACCACCCAAGCAAGACAUUUCUGGAGAAUCAUUCCGAGACUCAAGUGUAGAGAUGCCCCCUGGGGAGUUAGGUCACAGGAACAGUGCGCUGGGGAAGAGCUUCAAUCUGAGACCAGUCCUCUCUCCACAACAGAGAGUUGCCACAGAAGUGAGACCCCAGAAAUGGGAAACACAUAGACAGAGCUUCAGGAAGGAGGCAGACGUGAUGAAACCUCACAGAGCAAAACCAUAUGCGUGUAAUGAAUGUGGCAAAGCCUUCAGUUACUGUUCUUCCCUUUCUCAGCAUCAGAAGAGCCACACUGGGGAGAAGCCAUACGAGUGCAACGAAUGUGGGAAGGCCUUCAGCCAGAGCUCGUCUCUCAUUCAGCACCAGAGGAUUCACACUGGAGAGAAGCCUUACAGAUGCGGCGAGUGCGGGAGAGCCUUCAGCCAGAAUGCAAACCUCACCAAACACCAGCGGACGCACACUGGAGAAAAGCCCUACAAGUGCGGUGAGUGUGAGAAAGCCUUCGGUGACUGCUCUGCCCUCGUCCAGCAUCAGAGAAUUCACACCGGAGAGAAGCCCUAUGAAUGCAGCGACUGUGGGAAGGCCUUCCGACACAGUGCGAAUCUCACAAACCACCAGAGGACUCACACGGGGGAGAAGCCCUACAAGUGCAGCGAGUGUGGGAAGGCCUUCAGUUACUGUGCAGCGUUCAUUCAGCAUCAGAGAAUCCACACAGGCGAGAAACCCUACAAGUGUAGCAUGUGCGGGAAGGCCUUCAGCCAGAGCGCAAACCUCACCAACCAUCAGAGGACUCACACUGGAGAGAGACCCUACAAGUGCGGCGAGUGUGGGAAGGCCUUCAGCCAAAGUACGAAUCUUAUAAUCCACCAAAAGACCCACACUGGGGAGAAGCCGUAUCAGUGUAACGAAUGUGGGAAGUACUUCAGUGAGAGCUCAGCCCUCAUUCGACAUCACAUCAUUCACACAGGAGAAAAACCCUACGAGUGCAAUGAGUGUGGAAAGGCGUUUAACCAGAGUUCAUCCCUCAGUCAGCAUCAGAGAACUCACACUGGUGUGAAGCCCUAUGGAUGUAGCGAGUGUGGGAAGGCCUUCAGGUGUAGCUCGGCCUUCAUUAGGCAUCAGCAACUCCAUGCUGGAGAGUAACUGGGAACAUGACCAAAGUGGACAGGUAAAUGCAGGGAGUUUGAAAGCAGCUGGAGACAUCUGACUUUGA